Homarus americanus (American lobster) is the source of this 2328-nucleotide messenger RNA. Its product is annotated as spore wall protein 2-like. The record is from RefSeq and is a predicted model, not a curated record. Bases 1 to 2328 code for a protein of 775 amino acids. The transcript is spliced from 2 exons. Lineage: Eukaryota; Metazoa; Arthropoda; Malacostraca; Decapoda; Nephropidae.
AUGAGGAAGACAAAACGGGAGGACAACACAGGAGGGCUUUCGGGGAGACAUCAGGAGGACUACACAGGGAGACAACACAGGGAGGACCACGGGGAAAGACCACAGGGAGGGAACACAGAGAAACCACACGGAGACAACACGUGGAGGACCACAGGGAGGAAAACACAGGGAGGGAAUACACAGGGGACAACACAGGAACAAAAACAGGAGGAAAACACAGGGAGGAAAACACAGGGAGGAAAACACAGGGACAACACAGGGAGACAAAACACAGGAGGAAAACACAGGAGAAUACACAGGGACAACACAGGGAACAAAACACAGGGGAGGAAAACACAGGGAGGACUACACAGGGACAACACAGAGACAAAACACAGGAGAGGAAAACACAGGGGAGGAAUACACAGGGACAACAUAGGGAGGAAAACACAGGAGGAGAAAACACAGGGAGGACUACACAGGGACAACACAGGGAGGAAAACACAGGGAGAGGGAAAACACAGGGAGGACUACAGGGACAACACAGGGAACAAAACACAGGGAGGAAUAGGGACAACACAGGGAGAGAAAACACAGGGAGGAAUACACAGGGGACAACACAGGGAACAAAAAACACAGGGAGGAAAACACAGGGAGGAAUACACAGGGACAACACAGGAACAAAACACAGGGAGGAGGAAAACACAGGGGAGAAUGCUGGGGACAACUCAGGGAGGAAUACAGGGAGAGGGAAAACACAGGGAGGGACUACACAGGGACAACUCAGGGGAGGAAAACACAGGAGGAAAACACAGGGAGGACUACACAGGGACAACUCAGGGAACAAAACACAGGAGGAAACACAGGGACAACAGGGAGAGAAAACACAGGAGGAAUACACAGGGACAACACAGGGAACAAAACACAGGGAGAGAAAACACAGGGAGGAAUACACAGGGACAACACAGGGAACAAAACACAGGGGAGGAAAACACAGGGAGGAAUACACAGGGACAACACAGGGAACAAAACACAGGGGAGGAAAACACAGGGAGGAAUACACAGGGACAACACAGGGAGGAACAAAACACAGGGAGGAAAACACAGGAGGGAAUGCACAGGGACAACUCAGGGAGGAAUACACACAGGGAGGAAAACACAGGGAGGACUACACACAGGGACAACUCGGGGAGGAAUACACAGGGGAGAAAACACAGGGAGGACUACACAGGGACAACUCAGGGAGACAAAACACAGGGGAGGGAGAAAACACAGGGGAGAGAUACACAAGGACAACACAGGAACAAAACACAGGGAGGGAGAAACACAGGGGAGGAAUACACAGGGACAACUGGGGAGGGACAACACAGGGAGGAAAAAACACAGGGAGGAAUACACAGGGACAACACAGGGAGACAAAACACAGGGAGGAAAACACAGGGAGGAAUACACAGGGACAACACAGGGACAACACAGGGAGAGGAAACACAGGGACAACACAGGGAGGACUACACAGGGAGACAAAACUGGGGAGGACUACACAGGGAGACAAAACACAAGGAGGACUACACAGGGACAACACAGGGAACAAAACACAGGAGGAAAACACAGGGAGGAAUACAGGGAGGACUACACAGGGACAACACAGGGGAAAAAACACAGGGAGGGAAAACACAGGGACAACACAGGGAACAAAACACAGGGAGGAAAACACAGGGAGGAAUACACAGGGGACAACACAGGGAGGGAAAACACAGGGAGGAAUGCACAGGGACAACUCAGGGGAACAAAACACAGGGAGAAAACACAGGGAGGAAUACACAGGGACAACACAGGAGGAAAACACAGGGAGGACAACACAGGGAGGAAUACACAGGGACACACAGGGAGGAAACAGGAGGGAAAACACAGGAGGAAUACAGACAACAAGGAAAUAAAACACAGGAGGAAAACUGGGACAACAUAGGACAACACAGGGAAAAAACACAGGGAGGAAAACACAGGGACAACACAGGGAACAAAACACAGGGAGAAACCACAGGGAGGAAUACACAGGGACAAACACAGGAGGAAAACACAGGGAGAAAUACACAGGGACAACUCAGGGAACAAACACAGGAGGAAAACACAGGAGAACAACAGGGACAACACAGGAGGAAAACACAGGGAGGACAAACACAGGAGGAAUAUACAGGGACAACACAGGGAACAAAACACAGGGAGGAAAACAGGACAACAGUAGGACAAACACAGGAACAAAACACAGGAGGAAACACAGACAACACAGGGACAACACAGGAACAAAACACAGGAGGAAACACAGGAGCAGCACAGGAGGACACAGGAUAA